Thunnus maccoyii (southern bluefin tuna) is the source of this 4283-nucleotide messenger RNA. RefSeq names its product forkhead box K1 (gene foxk1). Lineage: Eukaryota; Metazoa; Chordata; Actinopteri; Scombriformes; Scombridae. The record is from RefSeq and is a predicted model, not a curated record. Gene Ontology annotation, biological process: regulation of transcription by RNA polymerase II. The coding region runs from base 186 to 2246 and encodes 686 amino acids. The transcript is spliced from 9 exons. Gene Ontology annotation, molecular function: RNA polymerase II cis-regulatory region sequence-specific DNA binding; DNA-binding transcription factor activity, RNA polymerase II-specific; protein binding.
CGGUUCCUGCGGGCACUCCGUUCCUGUUCUUGCACCGACCCGGACUCCAUGUUGUUCCGACAGCCACGGAGCGAACAAGUGCCCUGGCCGAAAACUCUCACGUUGCAACUCUGUGUGUGCGAGAAGUAAAGUGUGUGUGUGUGUGUGCGUGUGAGUGAGUGAGUGUGUUGACCCUCCUAAAGAAGAUGGCAGACUACCGGGACGACACCGGAGCUCGAGCCCUGCUUGCUUUACAGUCAGCUCCGUGCAGCCCCGUGCGCGUCGCGGUGACCUCGCACGGCUAUCACCAGCCCUCGCUCGCCCUCUUGGGUCCUCCGCUGAUGGAAGCCCGCACCGACGCCGGGAUUCGUCCCGUGCGCCUCAUGUCCCCUCCUCCGCAGGCCCUGGCCAGACUUGAGGGCCGGGACUUUGAGUUUGUCAUGCGCCAGAGGACGGUCACCAUAGGCCGGAACUCGUCUCACGGCUCCGUGGACAUCAACAUGGGUCACUCGAGCUUCAUUUCACGGCGACACUUGCAGAUCACCUACGACGAGGCGAACGGCUUCUCUCUCCGGUGUCUGGGCAAGAACGGCGUGUUCGUUGACGGGGUCUUCCAGCGGAGAGGAGCGCCGCCACUACCGCUGCCCAGAGAGUGUAUGUUUCGUUUUCCCAGUACAGUAAUCAAGAUCCAGUUCCUGUCGCUCCUGGAGCUCGAGGAGCACAGAGAGAAAGAGCAUCCAUCUCCUCCCCCUCGCCCGCUUCUGCCCCACAUUUCCCCUCUCAAAAUCAGCAUUCCCACAGUGCAGCAGCAUGAAGAGCACAUCAGGGCGUUUGGCUCUCCGCUGCCCUCGCCCACAGGCACCAUCAGUGUUCCUAAUUCCUGUCCGGCCAGUCCACGAGGGGCAGGGUCAUCAGGGUAUCGCUAUGGACGCAACGUGACCUCUGACCUCCAGUUAGCAGCUGAAUAUGCUGCCAAGGCUGUUUCUGAGCAGAGACGAAGCAUUGUUGAGCAGAGAGGAGGGGGAAGUGAGCAAAGAGGGGAGUCAGCUGGCGGUGACAGCCCCAAGGAUGAGUCCAAGCCACCUUAUUCCUAUGCGCAGCUGAUAGUCCAGGCUAUCUCUUCUGCACCGGACAAACAGCUGACUCUUAGUGGCAUCUACGCCCACAUCACCAAACACUACCCUUACUAUCGUACAGCAGACAAAGGCUGGCAGAACUCGAUCAGACACAACCUGUCCCUCAACCGCUACUUUCUGAAAGUGGCCCGCUCUCAGGAUGAGCCUGGGAAAGGGAGUUUUUGGCGUGUGGAUUCUGCCUCCGAGAGCAAGUUGGUGGAGCAAGCCUUCAGGAAACGACGGCAAAGAGGGGUGGCUUGCUUCAGGACGCCCUUUGGACCUCUCUCCUCCAGGAGUGCCCCUGCAUCCCCAACCCAUCAGGGACUUCUUUCUCCUCCAUCCAGUGGGCUUCAGACUCCUGAAUGUUUGAGCAGGGAGGGCUCUCCUAUCCCCCACGACCACCACGAGCAGCUGGCUAACAAACUGGCAUCUGUACCUGAGUAUAGGUACUCUCAGAGCGCCCCAGGAUCUCCAGUCAGCGCUCAGCCUGUCAUCAUGGCAGCGCCCCCUCACCCAUCAGUCUUGCCCUCAGGCCUGGGGAAAGCCCUUGCUUUAGUUCCAGGUGGCGGCGGCCAAGUCCAGCCCAUCCACGUGCUCCAGAACUCCCCUCAGUCCUCUGUCACUAUGCUGCGGGUGGUCACCAGCGCUCCCCCACCUUCCAACCCUCCAAAUGGGUACAGCGCCCCUUCUGUUGGCACUUUGUCAGGACUACAAGGAGGAGCGGACAGCAACAGUGAGCUCAGAGAAGCCCAGCUGAACAGAGAGCGAGUGAUUCAGACGGUGGACAGCGCGGUGCAGGGCGGGGAUGGACGUAACCUGGCCCCUGGUUUACAUCAACUUCCUGUUCGUCCUGUUACCCAGAAUGGAAAACACACCACUGCUGUUGUUGCCACAGCAACCAGCCUUGCUAAUGCCUCAGGCCUGAGUAGUCCUCUCCAGAUCUUGGCUGCCCAGGCCUCCAGCUCCCCUCCAGUGCUGGUGAGCAGACAGCCCAGUGCAGAAACUUUAGCCGAGCAGCCAGAUGAGCCCCAGGCCAAGCGGCUGAAGAUGGAGGACGAGGGAGGGACUGAACCUGCUCCGCAUCAAGUCACACCUGCCCAGCAGCCCGUUAUCGUUGCCAUGACAUCACAAACCCACGACCCUAGGAAGUAAAACCUAGGGCUUCUUACCAGGUACCUAAUGGACAGCCUCCUUAUCAUCCCCCUAACUGCUUCGCCUUUUAUACUCAUUUGAUAUGACUGCAGCCGACAUGGCCAAAAAAUGUACAGGCAGCCUCUCUCAACAGAAGGGAAUUUAAUCGUAAGGAUCAUAUAUUUUGGUCAAAAAUAGAUGAAAACUUUUCAAAUACUUUCUGACUUUAAAAAGUAAUUUUUUUCAGGAUUUUUCAGCUUUACAGUCUUUUUAAUGUAAUCCAUUAUUCACUGACAACACAAACGAGUAAGGACAUUAAGCUUAUGAGAGCGUUAUGCAUAUUAAAAUCACUUCAGCACUACUUAUUCUAUACGAACGGUUGAGGAUAUCUCAGAUACGACCUUUCCUCUAGUUGACGGAUCAGAAGCAUCGGUUACUAUCACUCUCAGGCCAAAGAACUCACCUCUCCUCACUUCUGAUCAGACUCACUGCCUGGUUUAAAACCAGGGACGGUGUGUUCAGAGAUCUGAAUGGCCUUCGUUCACAGAAGAAGCUGUGAUGAUCAGAGUUGAUAUAUUGUGUAGUUAAACACAGCUGUGGACAGCACGGUAGAGAGGGCUUAGCUACAUAUGCUCAUACCAAGCUGAUGGUGCUUGGGAGACUGUUAUGAAUAUGAUUGUACUCCUCAUUAAGUCAGUCCUUACAGAAUUAUGCGGGAGAAGAAAUAUAACAAGUUUUCUCUCUCAGAAAAGAAAUGAAAGAUGUUUAUUUUAAGGCCAAGACCAGAAUGUGAGGUGUCUCUUCCUCUUGCCUUCUCUGUAAAGCACUCUUGGAAAAAAAAAAGAAGGAUGAGUCUUUGAAGAAGAGAAAUCGAGGAAUAAACAAAGUUCAAACCAGCAGUUUGCAGUUCUCGCUUCACUUCAGCUCAGCUCAGUUUGGUUUAUCAGUGUGAAGCUCCUCAGAUUCGGGAUAUUUCUGGGCGAUUGGGCAGCGGAGUUGCAGAGAAGGGCAAAAAAAAAAAAAAAAAAAAAAAAGGAGGGCAACUAUUUGGAGUUGACUGAAGUGGAGCUAACCCUAAUGUAGACAAACUGAUUGUUGUUUUAAUUUUUUUUUUCUUGUUUCAGUAGUGGUAAGAGGAGAAAUGGAACAGCCUGUGCGUACAGUUUUGUUUGUUUGUCUUAGCACAGAGAAGCAUUAUUGUAAUAAUCCUUAAAGCCUUAAAUAUUUCUACUUUUUUUUUUUUGUCAUUUUAAUUUUAACCUUUAGAGAGCUUUACCUUUUUUUUUUUUUUUUUUAGAAUGUUAACACAGCGCUUCUUUAACAGUACACGAUCGGCGACACUACAGCGGUGACAAUUAUGUUGCAUCAGUAGACUUGUAUCAGUUUUUAUCAGAGGAAGGGCGGGACCAACACAUGACCACACAAAUUUCAUCUGCUCUCGUCUUUUUUUUCUUUCUUUCUUUCUUUCUUUCUUUCUGUAUGGUACUUUUGACACUUUCUCUAUUCUUGGCUCCUCAUUCUUUUGCUUUCAAUUUUCCCUCAAGUCAAUUACCCCCCUUUUCCCCCUUCUACCUCUCUCUCCCUCUCCUCAGCGAGCAGUCUCUACAGAGGCAUCAAGCUGUUGGCAAUUCCUGUCACAGACUCUGCCUUAAUUAGAUAUUCUUCAGCACUUUCUCCCCCCUCUCUAAUCUCUCAUUCUCACUCUGCCUUUAGCUUUUUUCCGAAUGUCCUCACACAGGCCUCAUUUUUUUUUAGCUGGCAAUCAGGCACAAUUUGCGCAAGAUUUCAGUGAUUGUUGUUGCACAUUAUUAGAAAAAAAAAAGAAAAAAAAAGAUGCGUAAUGAUUGUAUGCUGCUCUAUCUGCUAAAUGACAAAGCUAUUUAGAAGGUAUUUUUUCUUAUUUUGAAAAAAAAGAAAAAAUAUUUUGCUAUAUGUAAAAACAGCUGUCAUCAAUACGUAAACAUUCUGGAAAUAGAGAAGUAUAUGUAUUUUUAAAUGUUCCUGUUUUUGUGAUUUGUUAAAAUGUGUAGCACAAAUUAAAUUCCUCAUUGACUUAAA